Fonsecaea erecta is the source of this 1797-nucleotide messenger RNA. RefSeq lists its product as hypothetical. Gene Ontology annotation, biological process: DNA-templated transcription. The transcript is spliced from 5 exons. Gene Ontology annotation, molecular function: zinc ion binding; DNA binding. Gene Ontology annotation, cellular component: nucleus. Lineage: Eukaryota; Fungi; Ascomycota; Eurotiomycetes; Chaetothyriales; Herpotrichiellaceae. The record is from RefSeq and is a predicted model, not a curated record. Bases 1 to 1797 code for a protein of 598 amino acids.
AUGGCUCUGGAAGUACUGUGCAGCCAGGACCAGGGUCAGGUCAGAGUCCGCUUAGACGCUAUCGAAGAGCGGCUAGAUCAUUUUGGAACUCUACUUCAAAGUAUUUUGGAUCUCCUAGUCAAAAAAACUUCCGAUGAUACUAUCCUCCAUGAGAAUGAUACCGCGGCUGAGCGGCCUCGAAAGAAGCCACGCAACACUGUAAAAUCUUCUGGAAAUGACAUCAAUGAUGACACAGCAGCAAGCACUCCAUUACCAGCUGAUCCUUCCAUACCCAACGAGAUCCUCGAGGCUGUCGUCGAGACAUACUUCACCUACUGCCAUAAUCAACCAUACUCCUUCUUUCACGAAGGAAAUUUCCGUCACCGUCUAUUGACUGACUCCCUUCCCGAGUAUUUGAUCCUCGCUGUCUUUGCGUACAGUGUUCGCUACUGUGCACAUUCCUACUUCGCCAAUAACCCGCACGAAAUGUCUGUCUUGUAUGCGAACCAAUCCUGGAAGUCGGUGGUAAAGAAUUGCUUUACUGCGAACAAGGCAGCGGACCUUUCCAUUGUGCAGACGAUAGCUCUUCUAGCACUGUUCGACUUUACAGCUGGUCAAACCCGCCAUGGCUCGGCUUGGGUGAAGAUAGGAAUGGCCGUCAGGAUCGCUCAAGAUCUCGGCCUCAUGCUUGAUGCUAGUCCCAACCUUCCUUCUCCUGAUCGGGAAGAGCGACACAGGACUUUUUGGUCUGUCUACCUUCUCGAUCGCUUGGUCUCGUGCGGACGUGGCCGGCCUCCAGCAAUUGUUGAUUCAUCCUGCCACUUACAACUCCCCUGUGACGACGCGAUUUGGAAAGAAGGACAGUGGAAGAAAACACCAACCCUGGACGAGCUCACCAAUCGUACCAUGGUCAAUUCAGAACCUCAAGGCUAUUUUGCUCACGUCAUCGUCUUAGCUUAUACCCUCGGAAGGGGAGCACAAUACAUGUUACAAGAUUUCAACAUUCGGAGCCGCUGCCCCCCAUGGGACCCCAGCUCGGAUUUCGCAGCCAUCGAAUCAGACCUUCUGCAUCUCGAAACGCGACUAGAAACGUCCAAGCCGGUCCAAGAGAUCCUCGCACCUCACAUCGACGAGUACGGCGUUGUUGACCACCAAAGAAUUGGACACAUACUGUUCGCCCGAGCACUGUUCCACCUCUCUUAUUGCAUGCUUAAUCACCCUUUCCUGUUGAGGAGGCGUAUUGAAAAUAGUCGGAUGACGGCUCCAAGCAGCUUUUUGGCGCGGACAAAUCAGACCGGAUUCGUGCACGCACAAAGUAUGCUUGAACUCAUUCGCCUUGCUCGUACCAUGGGCUGUGUCUUUCAGUCUUCCUUCAGUGGUUACUGCAUAACCGUCGCAGGGUCAAUCGCCCUGCUGCAUAUGCGUGGUGACGGUUCCCAAUUAAGUUCAACAGCCCGAAGUCUGGUACAUGAAGCCAUUUCGUACUUGGAGGACGUGGGUAGGUAUUGGAACAAUGUGUCGACCAUGGCCACUAUUCUCCGCGAAAGCGCCAAGAACGCCGUCGCUUUCGAAGACUUUCGCACCUCCUCGCCUCAAAUUGCCCCCUUGUCCGGUCCCAACACAGAUACGAUGUGGAGACUCGUUGACUAUAGCACAAUGUCGAAUGAAGUGGCAGCAGGACUGAGGGAGACUCUCAAUCCCGAUGCAGACAUGUGGUUGGACUCUUGGACCGACCUGUUCGGCAUUAUGGAUGCUACCACGGCCGAUUUUCCUACUUUUGCAGAUGGCAUGGGUGACCUCUAUGAUGGGCUUGGAUAG